AUGGACUCGGCAAUCAUGCAGCAUGCGGCAAAAGCUCAGGAGCUGCUGAGAACAGUGGGCAUCAAGUCACUAAUCACUGGGGACCUUGCGAUGACACACUAUAGCGUCGACACCGUGCUUCAGGUACGUGAAGUGACCCGCAAAUCUAGGUAGAUCGUUGACAGAGAAGUAGUGCAUCGAGGUCUGCAUACCGCAUCAGGCCUGGCACGCAGCUAUAUCUACACUCUCAUCUCAACAGGACUACAGCCGGAUAGAUCGCAACGUGGCGGACUUCUACCAUCCUUAUAAGCGUUUCGCGGCUGUAUUCGAGAUCAAAGGGUCUCCCAACCCGCUUAUGCAUAUUGUCGACGAUUUGAACUUGCCUCUUUCUCUACAGGGCCUACCCGCCGUGCUGCACACGUCUCUCAAUUGCACUAAGCAGGCGGAGAAUGCACUAUCGAACUACGACCCUGUGCAAAUCAGCUGGCCCUCCUUGUCCUCAUUUGUGGCAGUCUGGAUACAUCUCGCUACGCAGGCGGACACGGCAGAGGAGAAAUAUGCGUACAUGGCUUGGGCAGAUCGGCUCAUCGGCAGCAACCGCAUUGAUAUUCUAUGGUGCAGGGACAACAUCCCCGAUCUUUGUGACACGGAGGUUUUGAGCAUUUUACUACGCGAACGUUGA
Molecule: messenger RNA, 661 nt
Organism: Lecanosticta acicola
Lineage: Eukaryota; Fungi; Ascomycota; Dothideomycetes; Mycosphaerellales; Mycosphaerellaceae
Source: the annotation of a GenBank genome assembly